AUGGACUAUGUGCCGGGUAAAGAGAUAGUGGUCGCUCGCUACGAGCGUAUAAUCGAGAAGAUUGCAGAGAAUGGAUCCUCUGAAGUCAAGGCUUGGCUCACCAAGAACACUACGAACAACGUUCCAUGGGUCCUUCGGGCCUUGCCGGAGUACGUGCAAGUUCUCAAGAAUCAGUUUCCCGGAGUUCUGGACGUCAUGAAGCAUUCUCGCAACAGUGGCUGCGUCAACGGCACAGCACUCCUUUCGAUCGAGCAGAAAGUCUCCACCGUGGAUGCAGAGAAGCGUCCAAAGUACCUAUAUCGAACUAUACAUGGCGAUCAACCUUACGGAGGAAUCAAAGCCAGAUUGGGCCGAGGGACCGAUCCAAUAUUCUUACACAUCCACCUGCGCAAGCACCUUCGCUGGCGCUGUCGGGAACUAAGUCCGUUCCUCUCGGCAACCGACAGUAAGGAAAAGGCCAUCCGCAUCGCGACUUUGUACAACCUGCGGGGAUUCCAGAACAUCACGAUCCUGAUAUUCAAAACAACUGGCUCGGCUUGGGACCAUGGAGUGCAACGCCUUUGGGAUCCCAAAUUACUGCUUCGGGACCUCAAUUUGUACGGAGACCUUAUGCCGUGGCUCGAUAAUGAGUUCCUCGUCGAGCACUCCAUUCCAGAGUCGAGCAUCGCCAAACGCUGGGAUUGGGGGAGCGAAAGUCAACGAAAUGAAGUCGACCCAGGUGGUCGCUACGCGAGAAUUGCCCGCUUUUACUACAGUGGAAAACACAACAUGGCCAUCAAGCGAAAGGAUAAGCGCGACGCCGUGAAGAAGGAAGCUGAGAAUACAGCUUCGAGAAAGCGCAAGGCCUCUGAGGAAGGCGGCGAAACCGGCAAAGACAAUGAAGAUGGAUCGGAGCCUGAGCAGAAGAAACGAAAGUACGGCAAGCGAGUCAACGUUGGUCCCAAGUUGAGACGCGACGGCGGUGCUUGA
Messenger RNA from Colletotrichum paranaense, 969 nucleotides. RefSeq lists its product as uncharacterized. The record is from RefSeq and is a predicted model, not a curated record. The transcript has a single exon. NCBI's taxonomy places the organism in Eukaryota, Fungi, Ascomycota, Sordariomycetes, Glomerellales, Glomerellaceae. Bases 1 to 969 code for a protein of 322 amino acids.